This is a messenger RNA of Megalobrama amblycephala (Wuchang bream), 2051 nucleotides long. RefSeq lists its product as uncharacterized. The record is from RefSeq and is a predicted model, not a curated record. The transcript is spliced from 11 exons. Lineage: Eukaryota; Metazoa; Chordata; Actinopteri; Cypriniformes; Xenocyprididae. Gene Ontology annotation, cellular component: external side of plasma membrane. Gene Ontology annotation, biological process: immune response. The coding region runs from base 12 to 983 and encodes 323 amino acids.
UGGGCUGAAGCAUGAAGAUAAUGGCCUCAGUCAAAGUUCUUCUUCUGAUUUCGGCUAUUUUUCCCUCUCAAAGUGAAAUGCACUCUCUGUACUACAUGUACAGCAUCAUAUCAAAAUCUCUGAUGUCUGGAGAAGUGUUUGAAUUCUACACCUCAGUUGAACUCAAUGACAUUCAGAUGAGUUUGUGUCACAGUGUGAAUAAAGCAGAUUUCAUGACUCAGUUGUGUGAGGAAUCUGAGAGACUUUUUAAUGAAAGUGAUGAUCUGCAUUAUAAGCAACAGUGGCUUCAGAUCAACCUUAAAACACUGAUGAGGAUGGAGCACGAGAGGAACAACAGCACACGGGACACAGAUCUUAAUGUUCUUCAGUGGAGGCACGGCUGUGCAGUUGAACGUCACUCUAAUGGUUCAGUGAUGAUUCUUCAAGGCACUGAUGAAUACGCCUAUGAUGGCCAGACCUUGACCUUUGACCUCUCAAAUCAAUGGAAGUCUUUAGUCCUUGACCAUGACAUCAUCUGGAACAGAGAAUCAGUUUCCAGCCUGGAGAGGAAAUGUGUGGAAACGUUAACCAGCUUCAUUGAGCUUCAGCGAGAGAGAAAGUUCAUCAUGAAAUGUGCACUGAUGUAUGAAAUACCGUGGAAAGUAGUUUGUUUUUUCCUUUUUUCCCCCAUCAUCAUCUUCAUCAUUGUCCUCACAUUUAAUCAAAUCAUAAAAUAUGGUGAACCUUCAAAAGAGCAGGACACACUGAAGACACCAUCACUGCAACUAUCAGCGCUUCAUAAAACACAGAUGGAACCAGAACUGCUGGAGGAAUCAAGAGCAGAAAGAUGUGCAGAUUUGACUGAUGCUUUAAAUGAUGAUUCAGAUGAUGAAAACACCACAGAUCCCAGAAUGGAGGAGGAACACACUGAGGAGGUUCAUGACACUCAAAGUCUUUGUGACGCUGAAGCAACUCCAGCAGCAGCUCGAGGUCAGAACAUCUGAAUUCAUCUCUUAUCUGACGCUGAUUCUUCAUCUCACUCACUGAACGUGUCUGUAAUGACUUUUCUAGGUGCAAUGGGCUCCAAAAUCAUCUCUCUGCCUAACUUUGCCAUGCAGAGAGAAGACAGCGAUCAGAUCACCGUUACCCAGAAUGCCCUGCUGUUACCACCGCCAAGACGCUGCAGAUCCAAGAUCAUUUCACUGCCUAACCUCACUCAAGACAGAAAGGACAGCGAUGACUCCAGUUAAAGAUGUUCAGGUUGUUUUGAAGAAUCAGAUCUAGAGCUUCACUUCCAUCAUCAAUGCCAAAAGAACAUGGAAACCUGAACAUCACAGUCAUCUGUGCUUGUUUCAUUAUAAACCCGUGGCCAUUAAUGUGAGGUUUUUAUGUCUAAGAGCAUCAGGAGGUCAAACACCAGAUCAACAUUAUGGACAUUUGGACACAUCCUCAAUGAACCAACAAAAUAAUGUUACAUUUAUUUACAGGAGUGUUUUUUAAACUCAUGACAGUCAUUGUGUAUGUUUGUAUAAGAAAUUAGUUAAUUAACUACUAGUUCAUAAAAUCAUUGAUUUCUAAAGUUAAUUUGUGAAAUGAAUGUGUUGGUUUACAUUCAAAAGAACUGCAUUACAAAGUCUAUAAAUGAUAUUACACAACAAACCUGAGUUCUGCUUUUAUUCAGUUCAUCUUUCUCAUUUCCUGCAGCUUCUAAAAAUCUCUAAAAUCAAGUUUUUGAAAAAUCAAAGACAUUGCUAGUGCCUUAUAAUCAGCAAAUAACUCAUCUGUCCUUUAAAAUCUGUGCCCAGUCAAUGACAGCUUUAACAUUUGUUACAGUAUGAUCCUUCACAUUGACAGACUCAACCUUCGGCUCAGAUCCUGCAGGAGACGGAGAAUCUAGUGAAAAGGUUUGUGUGUUCUUUUCUUUUAUGAAGGCACAUAUUGAUUCUGUAUUCAGUUCUGAUUGUAACCAGCAGAGGGCAGCAUGAAUCUGUUUGCCUGACAGUCCUGAACCUGCAGCUAACAAAAAUAUUGGAAUAACGUUUCCAUACGUUAUAAACAGCAGCGUUGGGUAA